This is a messenger RNA of Humulus lupulus (European hop), 1142 nucleotides long. Its product is annotated as nicotinamidase 1-like. Gene Ontology annotation, molecular function: nicotinamidase activity. The coding region runs from base 154 to 897 and encodes 247 amino acids. The record is from RefSeq and is a predicted model, not a curated record. The transcript is spliced from 5 exons. Lineage: Eukaryota; Viridiplantae; Streptophyta; Magnoliopsida; Rosales; Cannabaceae. Gene Ontology annotation, biological process: pyridine nucleotide salvage.
AUCACAAACAUUUAAGAAUAUGACAUGAAAAUUCAUCUCCCGAUUCUCACUAUUUGUGGAUGUGAAUUCUAAAUAAGUGAAGUUGAGAUAUACCUUCUCAUCAUUUUGCAACUUAGCCUAAUAGAGUUGUAACAUUUGAGUAAGUGGAGAAAGAUGGUGCUUCAGGCUAUUGAUCUUCUGAAGAAUGAGAUUCCUCUUGAGCAAGAAACUGUAAAUUUAUCUGAAGAUUCUGUGACUGGCCUUGUUCUCGUUGACAUAAUCAAUGGCUUUUGCACUGUUGGUGCUGGAAAUCUGGCUCCAAGAGAGCCCAAUAGGCAAAUUUCUGAGAUGAUAAAGGAGUCAGCAAGGGUGGCAAGACUUUUCUGCGAGAAAAAUUUGCCAAUUAUGGCAUUCUUGGAUUCUCACCAUCCAAACAAACCUGAAGACCCUUAUCCACCUCACUGUAUUGCUGGGACAGACGAAUCAAAUUUGGUACCUGCUUUAACAUGGUUAGAGGAAGAGGGAAAUGUAACGAUUAGACGAAAGGAUUGUUUCGAUGGAUAUUUUGGUUCGAUGGAGGCUGAUGGUUCUAAUGUUUUUGUGGAUUGGGUGAAGCUAAAUCAUAUCAAAACUUUAGUAGUUGUAGGGGUGUGCACAGAUAUAUGUGUGCUAGACUUUGUUUGCUCAACAAUAUCAGCAAGGAACCGUGGUUUUCUUGGUCCUCUUGAGGACGUGGUGGUUUAUUCAAGUGCUUGUGCUACCUUUGAUAUUCCUCCUCAUGAAGUCGCCACAGACGACACCAAACAAGCUUUACCUCAUCCCCAGGAGUUUAUGCAUCAUGUAGGGCUGUACAUGGCCAAAGAAAGAGGGGCCAAGAUAGCAAGUCAAUUGUCCUUCGUUGCAGCUGGAAAGGCAUGAACAAGUAUGUCGGUCAAACAUGACGAGAGUCGUGAGUUAGUAGAACUAGAAGAGUGGGAGAUGACUAGUAGUAGUUAGUGCUAUUAUAGAAUAAAUCAAACAAGAACUAGAAGAAUGGAGUUGGUUAUUUGUAAUACUAGAAUAUAUCAAGAUAUUUAUGUAGAUUGGUGCUUUUAGUUUGUUUGAUAUCAUAUGAAAAAAUAAAAAAUAAAAUAAAAAAGAAUGAAGUGUUUAUGUUUGCUAAA